CGCUGGGCCGGGCCCGGCCAUGGUCGCUCCCCGCCGGCUCCGCCGCAGCCCCGGCAGCGGCCGGUCCGCGCCCCGCUCAGUUGGAUUGAGGAGCGGUGGCUGCAGCUCAUCCCUGGCAGGAGCAGGACAUGCAGGAGGCUGCGUAGCAGGUUUCUGAGCAGCUGCUGGCAUCUCGGCCCCGCUGGAUCUGGCUGCGCACAACGGUACCAUGAACUGAGCACGGAGCCACGCAAAACUCUUUUUUUUUUUUUUUGUUUUGGCUUUGUUGGGUUUGUUUUCUGUCCGAGAUAAAAAAGCCCCCCACGCUCUUUAAUGAAAGCGUUUUAAAGCGGGGUUGCUUCUCCCCUCCCCUGAGCCGAAGUCGUCCCGGGUGCGGUGAGGAUUUCCCGAGAAGAUGGGGAGAAAAAAGAUCCAGAUCCAGCGGAUCACGGACGAGCGCAAUCGGCAGGUGACCUUCACCAAGCGCAAGUUCGGCCUGAUGAAGAAAGCCUACGAGCUGAGUGUCCUGUGCGACUGCGAGAUCGCCCUCAUCAUCUUCAACCACUCCAACAAGCUGUUCCAGUAUGCCAGCACCGACAUGGACAAGGUGCUGCUCAAGUACACGGAGUACAACGAGCCCCAUGAGAGCCGGACCAACGCAGACAUCAUCGAGACGUUAAGAAAGAAAGGUUUUAACGGCUGUGACAGCCCAGAGCCCGACGGCGACGACUCCAUAGACCAGAGCCCCUUGAUGGAGGAUAAAUACCGCAAAGGCAGCGAGGAUCUGGAUAUCCUGUUCAAGCGAUACGGUGCGCUGAACAAGAAGCACAGGGAGUGCGAGAGCCCGGAAGGGGAUGAAGUGUUUGCGCUGACCCCGCAGACGGAAGAGAAAUAUAAAAAGAUUGAUGAGGAGUUUGAUAAAAUGAUGCAGAGUUACCGGCUCGCAUCCACAGUGCCCGCUCCGAACUUCGCCAUGCCCGUGACGGUGCCGGUGACCAACCAAAACACGCUGCAGUUCAGCAACCCGGGCAGCUCGCUGGUGACCCAGUCCCUGGUGACCUCCUCGCUGACAGACCCCCGGCUCCUGUCCCCACAGCAGCCAGCAUUGCAGAGGAACACAGUGUCCCCAGGGCUGCCGCAGCGGCCCGCCAGUGCAGGAGCGAUGCUUGGGGGAGACCUGAACAACACGAAUGGAGCCUGCCCAAGCCCCGUGGGAAAUGGCUACGUCAGUGCCAGAGCCUCUCCGGGUCUCCUUCCCGUGUCCAACGGCAGCAGCCUGGGCAAGAUCAUCCCGGCCAAGUCCCCGCCGCCACCCUCGCACGGCACGCAGCUGGCCACCAACAGCCGCAAGCCGGACCUGCGCGUGAUCACCUCUCAGAGCGGCAAGGGGCUGAUGCAUCAUCUGCAAAACACGCAGCGGUUGGGUGUCUCUCAAGCAACUCACUCUCUAACCACACCAGUUGUUUCCGUGGCGACUCCAAGUUUGCUGACGCAGGGUCUGCCCUUCUCGGCCAUGCCCACAGCCUACAACACAGAUUAUCAGCUGACGAGCGCCGAGCUGUCCUCGCUGCCGGCGUUCAGCUCACCUGGAGGGCUGUCCCUUGGCAACAUCUCUGCCUGGCAGCAGCAGCAGCAGCAGCAGCAGCAACAGCAGCAGCAGCAGCAACAGCAACAACAGCAGCAACAGCAGCAACAGCAACAACAGCAACAACAGCAGCAGCAACAGCCGCAGCAGCAGCAGCAGCACCUGGUCCCGGUGUCGCUAGGAAACUUAAUACAAGGGAGUCACUUGUCCCACACCACCACUUUGACUGUCAACACCAACCCCAACAUCAGCAUCAAGUCGGAGCCCGUCUCGCCCAACCGGGAGAGGAACACUGCCACCCCGCUCAGCACCUUCCCCCACCAGCCCCGGCACGAGCCCACCGGCCGCUCGCCCGUCGACAGCCUCAGCAGCAACACCAGCUCCUACGAGGGCAGCAGCGAGCGGGACGAUCCCGCCCGCCCCGAUUUCGGCUCGUCCCUGGGCCUCCUGCGAUCCACCAGCGAGCCCGAGGGGGAGAGCCCCUCCGUAAAGCGCAUGCGGUUGGAUACCUGGGUCACAUAACGGGUCCCUGCCGUCCCUGGGGAGCUCCAGCAGGGCCGCGGGG
Messenger RNA from Hirundo rustica (Barn swallow), 2129 nucleotides. RefSeq names its product myocyte enhancer factor 2D (gene MEF2D). Gene Ontology annotation, molecular function: RNA polymerase II cis-regulatory region sequence-specific DNA binding; histone deacetylase binding; DNA-binding transcription factor activity, RNA polymerase II-specific. The record is from RefSeq and is a predicted model, not a curated record. Gene Ontology annotation, biological process: cell differentiation; positive regulation of transcription by RNA polymerase II. NCBI's taxonomy places the organism in Eukaryota, Metazoa, Chordata, Aves, Passeriformes, Hirundinidae. The coding region runs from base 395 to 2086 and encodes 563 amino acids. The transcript has 12 exons.